CCGAUCCUUCUACCGCGCCACCAUGGGUAGCUUCUUUUCUUGCUUUAGAGGCCGUGACAACCGUCACCUUCCCACUAAUGCCACCACCGCCACCACCGCAGCGCUUUCUCGUCAGUCCAAAACCAACCAGGUUAAAUGAGUCAAAAUGAUCAAGGGAUCAAGUUGACUAAUGUUUUUUAUUCAUAGGAACUAUUUGGACUCGUUAACACCGGACCAAAGAUGCUGUGGUCUCUCGAAAUCGGCUGUCUACUUUGUUUCUCUCUGAAGUGAGAGAAGAAUCUGCUUGCAAUGAGGGGAAGAGUUUUGGUACAGGAUCUCAGAUUCAUGAGAAGGGACAUAAGGAUGAGGGGGAGGAACUUAGAUUCCAGAACUCUUGGAAUCACCACCUUGGAAUCUACCGUUGUUGACUCAUAGUUUAGCAGGGUAACCUGUAUAGUUUGAGAUCACCAUAAAUGGUGGUAUCAUAGCUGAUUAGGCCUCGCUCACUCCAAAAGCUAGCUCAAGAAGUGGGGGAUGUUCCUCAUUUAUAAACAUUCUAGAGAAGUAUCCUUGGCAGAUGUAGGACUUGCAAUAGUGGCACAUAUGAAAAUGGCCAUGUUUCUCAAAGCAUCUGAGAAGCUGAAAGUAUCACCUUCCUGUGGCAAAGAUUCUGAGCCUUCAAGGUUUCAUUCUUGGCGUCCCAACACGUCAGCCGAUAAAGUUCGGCUAGAUAAUCAACCAUUCAAUCCCCCAACUCCCAAGAAAUGUUCUGAAGAUUGGAGGAAAAGAACAGAUUCUUUAGAACAAACACCAAGCAGCUGUAUCUCCAAUACACAAAAUACUAGACGUGACUCUCUUGACUCUAGUGAAGGAAGUAAGACAGGGAACCUUCAUGCUUCAGAACCCCCAAAUAAGGAGGGUGAAUAUAAAUUAUCACCUUAUCCCAUCCCUUUGAAGCUACCUGAUGAAAUGCAAACACCAGAAACUGUCUUUGAGACAGCUCAGUCGCAAUUUCGGUAUCCCAAGCAGGCAGAGAAUGAAAAAUCAAAGAAAGUCUUGAAUGAAAAUGAAUCAAAGGUGGAAGAAAGCUUGUCUUCAUGGCUGAAGCCGGCGUCAGUAAUUCUAGAGGAGAGAAACAAGAGAAUGGAAAUGGCGAAUAGUCAUACUCGCAAAGCUCCAUCUGAUAGGCCUAUCAUUGGAAUGGUUGCUGCGCAUUGGAACGAAGACGAGGAAUCUCAUUUUCCUCCUCCUAAGUGGUGGGAUGGUAAUGGGAUACCAAACUCAACCAAUAAGUACAAGGAAGAUCAGAAAGUGAACUGGCAUGCAAUGCCAUUUGAAGAAAGGUUGGAGAAAGCGUUGUCUGAAGAGAGUUCCAUAUCUCAAAGGAAGGAUUUUUGUGGAAAACCAAUUGCUUUUAAUGAGAAUGAAGAAAAUGACACAGCAGUGUCUCAGUUUCAGUCAUCACCGCAUCCCCAAUCCGUUGUGUCAUUCUAAUCAUUUAGAGUUGUCAAUCAAAUAGUGUUCUAUUCUUGUGUUUGGCAUUUGAGGAAUGGAAACUGAAUAUACCUGGUUCAACAUGUUGAUUGGUUGGAACAAGCAAUUGGUUAUACAAAUUUUUAUGAGAAAUGCUAUUUGUACACUAAAAUCAGCCAUUAAAAUCAGCCAUUAAAAUCAGCUACCAAUGUAUUUGUGUAUAAAUACAUGUGUAGUUUAAUUUAUUUUUAAUGUGUAUUUGUAUUCCAGCAUGUAUUUUAUAUUAGUGGUCGACUUUGAUGGCUGAUUUUAGUGUACACAUAGCAUAACCUUUUCAUAGUAACAUGAAAUUGUCAAGCAGUGUGCCUCCUCUGCUUGCAUUGUACAUAAGUCAUGAGAAUUAUUGCUAUAUAAUGGAUAUUUGGAAUUUGCUAA
This is a messenger RNA of Arachis ipaensis, 1887 nucleotides long. The record is from RefSeq and is a predicted model, not a curated record. NCBI's taxonomy places the organism in Eukaryota, Viridiplantae, Streptophyta, Magnoliopsida, Fabales, Fabaceae.